UUGGGAACCCGAGCGUGCAACCCUAGAAGGGAAAAGGACGGGAAGAGCCUGAGCCGCGGCGCGGAGAGCGCGGGCGAGAGUCUGGGUGUUUGUGCGAGAGCCGGGGCUGGGGCUGCGGCGAGGGGCCGGCAUGGCUGAAGGCUGCGCUCCGCAACCUUGAAGCGCGGCUGCGGCGGGAGGCUGGGGGCAGCGAGGCGGGUGCGAUGGCAGAGCGCGGCCCCCACAGCUGCGCCGCGCCGGCCCGGCUGGCCUGAGCCGCCGGAGGAGCGGGGCUGCCUCUGCGCUUCCAUGGAGCAGCGGGAAGGGCGAAACUCCGGAGCGCCGCGUCCCUGCGCUGCUGCGGCGCACUGUUGAAGGGGCCGAGUCCGUGCGGACCGCCGAGGGAGUGAGCCCCCGCCCCAGCCCGCAGGCCGGCUGCCCGGGGGCGGCGGGGGGCGUCGGAGGGCGUCGGAGGGCAGCGGAGGCGCGCGGAGCCAGCGGCGCCGCGGGAGAGGCCUGCGCGGGAGGCGGCCGCAGCAAUGCCGGGCCCGCUGGGGCUGCUCUGCUUCCUCGCCCUGGGGCUGCUCGGCUCGGCCGGGCCCAGCGGCGCGGCGCCGCCUCUCUGCGCGGCGCCCUGCAGCUGCGACGGCGACCGUCGGGUGGACUGCUCCGGGAAGGGGCUGACGGCCGUGCCCGAGGGGCUCAGUGCCUUCACCCAAGCGCUGGAUAUCAGCAUGAACAACAUUACUCAGUUACCAGAAGACGCAUUUAAGAACUUUCCUUUCCUAGAAGAGCUACAAUUGGCUGGCAACGACCUUUCUUUUAUCCACCCAAAGGCCUUGUCCGGGUUGAAAGAACUCAAAGUUCUAACCCUCCAGAACAAUCAGUUGAAAACAGUACCCAGUGAAGCCAUUCGAGGACUUAGUGCUUUGCAGUCUUUGCGUUUAGAUGCCAACCAUAUUACUUCAGUCCCAGAGGACAGUUUCGAAGGGCUUGUUCAGUUACGGCAUCUGUGGCUGGAUGACAACAGCCUGACGGAGGUGCCUGUGCGUCCCCUCAGCAAUCUGCCAACUCUGCAGGCGCUGACCUUGGCUCUCAACAAAAUCUCAAGCAUCCCUGACUUUGCAUUUACCAACCUUUCGAGCCUAGUGGUUCUGCAUCUUCAUAACAACAAAAUUAAAAGCCUGGGUCAACACUGUUUUGAUGGACUAGAUAACCUGGAGACUUUGGACUUGAAUUAUAAUAACUUGGAAGAAUUUCCUCAGGCUAUUAAAGCCCUUCCUAGCUUAAAAGAGCUGGGAUUUCAUAGUAAUUCUAUUUCUGUUAUCCCUGAUGGAGCAUUUGGUGGUAAUCCACUCUUAAGAACUAUACAUUUGUAUGAUAAUCCUCUAUCUUUUGUGGGGAACUCGGCAUUUCACAAUUUAUCUGAUCUGCAUUCCUUAGUCAUUCGUGGUGCAAGCAUGGUGCAGUGGUUUCCCAACCUUACUGGAACUGUCCAUCUGGAGAGUCUGACCUUGACAGGUACAAAGAUAAGCAGCAUACCUAAUAAUUUGUGUCAAGAACAAAAGAUGCUUAGGACUUUGGACUUGUCUUACAACAAUAUAAAAGACCUUCCAAGCUUUAAUGGAGAUCUGAGUAGAAACCUGAUCCAUGAAAUUCACAGCAGAGCUUUUGCCAAACUUGGGCCAAUAACUAACCUAGAUGUAAGUUUCAACGAAUUAACUUCAUUUCCUUCGGAAGGCCUGAAUGGGCUAAAUCAAUUGAAACUUGUAGGCAACUUCAAGCUGAAAGAAGCCUUAACAGCAAAAGACUUUGUUAAUCUCAGGUCUUUAUCAGUACCAUAUGCUUAUCAGUGCUGUGCAUUUUGGGGUUGUGAAUCAUAUGCAAAUUUAAACACAGAAGAUAACAGCCUCCAAGACCACAGUGUGGCAAAGGAAAAAGGUACUGCUGAUGCAGCAAAUGUCACAAGCAAUGCUGAAAAUGAGGAACAUAGUCAAAUAAUUAUCCACUGUACACCCUCAACAGGUGCUUUUAAGCCCUGUGAAUAUUUGCUGGGAAGCUGGAUGAUUCGUCUUACUGUGUGGUUCAUUUUCUUGGUUGCAUUGUUUUUCAACCUACUUGUCAUUUUAACAACAUUUGCAUCUUAUACUUCACUGCCUUCCUCCAAAUUGUUCAUAGGCUUGAUUUCUGUGUCUAACUUAUUCAUGGGAAUCUAUACUGGCAUCUUAACUUUUCUUGAUGCUGUGUCCUGGGGCAGAUUUGCUGAAUUUGGCAUUUGGUGGGAGACUGGCAAUGGCUGCAAAGCAGCUGGGUUUCUUGCAGUUUUCUCCUCAGAAAGUGCCAUAUUUUUAUUAAUGCUAGCGACUGUUGAAAGAAGCUUAUCUGCAAAAGAUAUAAUGAAAAAUGGGAAAAGCAAUCAUCUCAAACAGUUCCGAGUUGCUGUCCUUUUUGCUUUCCUGUGUGCCGCAGUAGCAGGCUGUUUUCCCCUUUUCCAUAGAGGGGAAUAUUCUGCAUCACCCCUGUGCUUGCCGUUUCCUACUGGAGAAGCACCAUCGUUAGGAUUUACUGUAACCUUAGUGCUAUUAAACUCACUCGCAUUUUUAUUAAUGGCCAUUAUCUACACUAAACUGUACUGCAACUUGGAAAAAGAGGACCUCUCAGAAAACUCACAAUCUAGCAUGAUUAAGCAUGUUGCUUGGCUAAUCUUCACCAAUUGCAUCUUUUUCUGCCCUGUUGCAUUCUUCUCAUUUGCACCAUUGAUCACUGCAAUCUCUAUCAGCCCUGAAAUAAUGAAGUCUGUUACUCUGAUAUUUUUUCCAUUGCCUGCUUGCCUGAAUCCAGUCCUGUAUGUUUUCUUCAACCCAAAGUUUAAAGAAGACUGGAAGUUACUGAAGCGACGUGUUACCAGGAAAAAUGGGUCAGUUUCAGUUUCCAUCAGUAGCCAAGGCGGUUGUGUGGAACAGGAUUUCUACUACGACUGUGGCAUGUACUCACACUUGCAGGGUAACCUGACUGUGUGCGACUGCUGCGAAUCAUUUCUUCUGACAAAGCCAGUAUCGUGCAAACACUUAAUAAAAUCACACAGCUGUCCUGCACUGGCAGUGGCUUCUUGCCAAAGACCGGAGGGCUAUUGGUCUGACUGCGGCACACAGUCAGCCCACUCUGAUUAUGCAGAUGAAGAAGACUCCUUUGUCUCAGACAGUUCUGACCAGGUGCAGGCCUGUGGACGAGCCUGCUUCUACCAGAGUCGAGGAUUCCCUUUGGUGCGCUAUGCUUACAAUCUACCGAGAGUUAAAGACUGAACACGCUGUGUUUGUAACCAUUUCCCCCAUCAACCAAAAAUCACAAUGUUUAUAGAAUGAACCCUAUUCUGAUCCUUCAUCUGGGAAGCACUUCUGUAAUCACUGCCUGGUGUCACUUAGAAGAAGGGGAAGGUGGCAGUUUAUUUCUCAAACCAGACAUUUUCAAAGAACAGGUGCCUAAAUUAUAAAUUGGUGAAAAGCAACAUGUGGUCUGUUUAAAACAAAUUUAUAAGUUGAAAAGGAUUUUAGGUAUAUUAUAGCAAUAUGAUGUUAGGUUUUUCUGACCCAUAAGAAGCAAAUUUAUACCUAUUUUUGAAUUAAGCACAAGACAAAGAACAGCUGUUAAUAUUUUUUAAAAAAUAUUUUACAAUGUGAUUUUCUAUAACUGAAGAAAAAUUCUUGCUAAUUUUACCUAAUGUUUCAUCAUUAAUCUCAGGACAAUUUACUGCAGGGCGAAAAAAGGGAUUGUCUCCCAGCUAGAACUGUGAGAGUAUACAUAUGCAUGACCUUAUUGUGUUUUCUAUUUCUAUCUUUGACAUACGAGCAUCAUAAAUUUUGUUUAAGUGAUUUAAAAAUUGAAAACCUGAAGAUGUUUUUAAAACAAUAUUAACAGCUGUUAGAUUUUUAAAAAAUAGCCGAACAUUUGUUUUCAGUCAUUAUACAUUGCUUUGGUGCAAUCACAGUAAUUUUUUCCUCAGUAUUUUUUCAAUCACGCUACUAGGAAGAAUUAAAGGGCUAAUUUCUGUGUGAGUUUAGUAGAUUUGGCUAAACUACUAACUAUAAUAAUAUGGGGUUUUAAUAGUAUCUGAGGGAUCUGAUGGCUUUGGGGAAUGUUCCCAUUAAUAAACACUUCCUAAUGUCAUCAGCUCUACUGAUAUUUUCCAAUUUUGUUAGUA
Propithecus coquereli (Coquerel's sifaka) is the source of this 4177-nucleotide messenger RNA. RefSeq names its product leucine-rich repeat containing G protein-coupled receptor 4 (gene LGR4). Gene Ontology annotation, cellular component: membrane. Gene Ontology annotation, molecular function: protein binding; protein-hormone receptor activity; G protein-coupled receptor activity. Gene Ontology annotation, biological process: G protein-coupled receptor signaling pathway. NCBI's taxonomy places the organism in Eukaryota, Metazoa, Chordata, Mammalia, Primates, Indriidae. The coding region runs from base 519 to 3281 and encodes 920 amino acids. The record is from RefSeq and is a predicted model, not a curated record. The transcript is spliced from 17 exons.